Drosophila bipectinata is the source of this 1441-nucleotide messenger RNA. RefSeq names its product IST1-like protein (gene Ist1). Lineage: Eukaryota; Metazoa; Arthropoda; Insecta; Diptera; Drosophilidae. The record is from RefSeq and is a predicted model, not a curated record. Gene Ontology annotation, biological process: protein transport.
CUGUGACGUCACAAAACAAUUGUUUUUCCCCAAUAAAUGAAUCACCAGACAGAAUUUCAUUGUUUUCAUUAGAGAAUCGGCUGCCUAGCUAGGUUAAUUAACUCGCCAAGAUGUUCUCCAGCGGCCCCAACUACAACAAACUGAAGACAAACCUUCGGUUGUCUCUAAAUCGCCUAAAAUUGCUCGAAAAGAAGAAGGCGGAGCUGACGCAAAAGUCCCGGAAAGAAAUCGCAGAUUAUCUGUCUGCUGGAAAAAUCGAAAGAGCUAGGAUUCGGGUAGAACACAUUAUCAGGGAGGACUACUUGGUGGAGGCCAUGGAGAUGGUGGAGAUGUACUGCGACUUGUUGCUGGCCAGAUUCGGGCUCAUCACCCAAAUGAAGGAACUGGACGUGGGCAUAGCCGAGCCCGUUGCCAGUCUAGUGUGGGUUUGUCCUCGUCUGCAGAGCGACAUUUCGGAGCUCAAGAUCAUCUCGGACAUAUUUGUGGCCAAGUACGGACAGCAGUUCGGAGAAAACAAUCGCAACGCUACUGGAGACCACCAGGUUUCCGAGAAGCUGAUGCACAAGCUAACGCUGCAGGCGCCCCCUAAGUUGCUGGUGGAGAACUACCUAAUUGCCAUUGCCAAAAACUACAACAUCGAGUACGAGCCCGAUCCACAGGUGAUGCAGGAAGAAGAUCCCAAUCCGCCGUACCUGAUUGAUCUAUCGGAUAGGAACAACCUCAGUGGAGGAGGAGGUGGCGCACCGCCGCCUCAAAUGGGCUUUAUCGGUUAUCCGACGGUGCCACCACUUCCCAGCAUGCCAGUGCCACCAACCAAUAAGCCUUUCAACUACCCACCAUUCGGUGGCGGUGCAGGAGGCGGAGGUGGGGCUGCUUGCGCUGCACCGGCACAACCGCCUCCACCAUUUGCCUACAAUAUUCCGCCCAACCAGCCGCCGCAACCACACGUGCUACCGGCGAAGUGUGCCGAGGAGAAGGAUCUGAACACCAACUUCAUCAAUCACGAAGUGAACAUUUCGGAUGGCUCCGGCAGCCCGGAUGAGAACAUUUUGCGCCCCAAACCCGAAAAUGAUCCGCCGCCGCGUUACACCUCGAUUAAUCCCGUAAAUCUGCAGAAUGCCAACAAACCGAAACCUCAACCACGAUUCAAGCUGCCACCGGGUAAUCCGACUCCGCCCAGUGCCCCGCCAGCGCUAGACUUUCCAUCGCUGCCCAACGUUCCCAAUGACUUGCCCGAUUUGCCGGACAUACCGCCCGCAGGACCAGCCAAAAAGGACGAUGACGACGAGAUCGAUUUCGACGAGCUAUCGCGUCGCUUUGAGAACCUGAAGAAGCGGAAGUGAAGCUGGACAGCUGACUAUUUUUUUAAAAUUUUGCAGUAUAUAUUGUUAUAAUCUCGGUCCUGUUCUAUUUAAAUAAUCACACUGAAACUCUGACCUGA